Linum tenue is the source of this 320-nucleotide messenger RNA. The record is from the annotation of a GenBank genome assembly. Lineage: Eukaryota; Viridiplantae; Streptophyta; Magnoliopsida; Malpighiales; Linaceae.
CCCUAAUCAAACUUCACCUGAAUCAAUCAAAGUUACGAACUUUCAGUUCGAUGAAGUAUUUUACCUCCGAGUCGACGAGGUUGCCGGAAAGUAGAGGACCGCCGGGCUGGGUGAGACGUUGGACGAGGACGUUCAUCUCCGACUCGAUUAAGCCCCUCUUCUCCAUCAGCUUCACCGUUUCUGCUUUCACGUUCGCCCCCGCCAUUGUCAGUCGUCAGAAAUUCCUCAACUUUACCUGUCCGAUCGCCUCCGUCGGAGAAUUUCUCGGGUUUUACGGGUAUAUAGAACUCUUGUCUUGUAAAAGAAGACAUAAAUCACGG